AUGAACCCGUUUGAUGAACUUAUGGGAGUUCCAAUCAACUCUUUGCUUCGUCUUGCUCUUGAAAAGCGAGCAAAAGCUGUUGAAGACCGAUGCCAAGAUCUGCGCUUCCGGACCACUAACACCAAGUUUGCCAUCACACUCCAAAGCUAUAUCAGAAGAAGAAACGAGUUUAUCCGGAGGAUGAGAGUUCAUGAGAUGAGAGAACAGGCAGAAGCUGGGCCAAGCGAGAUUGUGCAGCAGCCUAGCAAUGCAGUCGGAGCCACAGAGGAGCCAGCCGCAAAACGGGCCAGAACGGACACACCGGAACCAAAUAAAGAGAAUACAACUGAAGUUCCUCGCAGAACAUUCAAAAUCCCGAACAUCUUGAAGCGAUCCCAUAUGAGCAGAAAUCGUCAAUCGACUGCAACAGUAUAAAUCAAGGUCGAAAUGACAGAAAGACUUUCGACAACAUCAACUGCAUCGGGUUCUUGUCAAAAUCUUGUCACAAAUUCUCGUCAAUUAAUUCGUCAUAAAAUCUGUUUCCUUGCUAGAAAACGCUAGUUCGUGAAUAUUUGCUUCCAUUCUUUUGUUAAACACCUCAUGGUUUCAUUUUUAAUGUCUAAAUAACUUUGUAAAUACACAAAUGAAAUUCUUUUGCGC
Caenorhabditis elegans is the source of this 639-nucleotide messenger RNA. RefSeq lists its product as uncharacterized. The coding region runs from base 1 to 414 and encodes 137 amino acids. The transcript has 4 exons. NCBI's taxonomy places the organism in Eukaryota, Metazoa, Nematoda, Chromadorea, Rhabditida, Rhabditidae. The record is from RefSeq and is marked reviewed.